Messenger RNA from Oryzias melastigma (Indian medaka), 2349 nucleotides. It is a transcript of the gene hoxd10a, whose product is annotated as homeobox D10a. Gene Ontology annotation, molecular function: RNA polymerase II cis-regulatory region sequence-specific DNA binding; DNA-binding transcription factor activity, RNA polymerase II-specific. The record is from RefSeq and is a predicted model, not a curated record. Lineage: Eukaryota; Metazoa; Chordata; Actinopteri; Beloniformes; Adrianichthyidae. Gene Ontology annotation, biological process: regulation of transcription by RNA polymerase II. The transcript has 2 exons. Gene Ontology annotation, cellular component: nucleus. Bases 270 to 1373 code for a protein of 367 amino acids.
ACAAACUGGAGAUGUCACGCUUUCAUGUUUUGCGCAAUUAAGCAAUUCCUCGUGAGCGGAUUUUCAACCCUAAUGUGCAAAUAAAUAAAAGCUCAAAUGGCUUUUUUAUGUUUUCUCUUCAGUUCUCUGCUUCUCAGUCGUGCAAAACCAAUUUCAAGUCCGUGUUGUAGGUGUCGCUGUUGACCACGUCUGCAUCCGCAGUGCGAGCGCGUGCGGGGCGAGGAGGCUGCGUCUCAAGGCCAUUUUCAAAUCUCAUUGGUGGGUUUGUCAUGUGGUCUGGAGGCAUCCUGACUUACAGAUUGUUUUUUCUAGAUAUGUCAGCUUACAAAGGACAUCUCUCUCCUCUUAAGAACUUAACCACAAAAAUGUCCUUCUCCAGUAGCUCUCCUGCGGCAAACCCGUUUUUAGUGGACUCUUUAAUUGGUGCGUGCAGGACGGACAGCUUCUACUCCAACAGCAACAUGUACAUGCCGCCCGGCUCAGACAUGGGAAGCUACGGAAUGCAAACCUGUGGACUUCUGUCGUCUUUCGGCAAAAGAGGGGAGGUCAGCCACCAAAACACGGGCAUGAACGUCCACUCCUACAUACCUCAGAUAGAUAACUGGUCUGAUCCGAGCAGAACCUGCAGGAUAGAGGCGCCCGGUCAGAUGUCAAACUGCACAUUUUCACAGAGCAUAAAGGAAGAGGGCAACUGCUGCAUGUAUUCUGAUAAAAGAAUCCAAAAAGUCAGCUCCCCAGAGAUCCCCGCGUACUCCAGCGUUGUUGCCGAACCCUGCCCCGUCGAGGGUCCAGAAGUCCCAGUUCCGGGCUAUUUCAGACUGAGCCAAACUUACGCGAACGGAAAGCAACCGGAAAACUUCUGCCAUGCCCCGCCGAGCCCGAACCUCCUGCAGCUCAGCCGGGUCACCCCAAAGCUGCAGCAGCCCUCCUCUGGCUUUGCAGAGGUGGAGAAGAAAAGCCAAGACGCAGCACAACCCGCGGAGAGCACAAGAACUCCGGUCCCCGCAGAGAGCCCGGAUCCAAAGUCCAGUUCGGAGGAGAAGAACUGCUCGGGGGAAGCCCCGGUGUCCAGCCCUGAACCGCAGAAGGAAGGGAAAGACUGCAGGAGUGACUCCCUCACAAACAACUGGCUAACGGCGAAAAGUGGCAGGAAGAAACGGUGCCCGUACACAAAGCACCAGACCUUGGAGUUGGAAAAGGAGUUUCUCUUCAACAUGUACCUGACCCGGGAGCGCCGCCUAGAGAUCAGCAGGAGCGUCAACCUGACCGACAGGCAGGUCAAGAUCUGGUUCCAGAACCGCAGGAUGAAACUCAAGAAAAUGAACCGGGAAAACCGCAUCCGAGAACUGACCUCAACCCUCACCUUUUCUUGAGCUCGCCGUGCGCCAGCGGUUAGCCACCACAGCUCCUUGGUGGCGUCGGACGUUUUAUCUGAAUUUUCAACAAAGCUGUGACUAUUUGAAGUUGUGUGGCGUCGUGUUUUCGUUUCCUUUUAUCACAGGGUAACACUUUUUUGGUCUUAAAUUAUUGGUGAACCAUUUCUCCUCUCUGCCAGCAGACAUGUGGGAGUGGAGAGGGUUGCUCCACUGCAGUCACGAGAACACAUUUAUCGUGUUUGGUGCAAAAAAAAUGUUUGUGUCUGUGGGCUUCUUAGUGCUGGCAAACAAUGUAAAACUGCGGAUUUAUUGCAUGUUUGUUGCAUGUAUAUCUUGCAAUAAAAAUAUUGUUGGGAAAUAUAGUUUAUUUUUGAUAAGAAUGCUGUGUGUAUUUGGAGCGAUUUUGAUUCAAAAAUGUAGUUUUUCUUAACAGAAUUUCAAAUUUUGCCCUCAGAAUGUGGUUGGAUAACUUAACUGAAAUUAUAAAUAAUAAGAAAAUACUUAUGCUUUUGUAAGUACAUAAACUCUUAAAUACAUUAAUAUCUGAAAGGAGUUUUUAGCUCUAUUUUUAUUUAUUUGGCACAAGUGAAAUAAAAAAUUGAAGAAAAAAAUUGCGCUUAAACCAUUUCGAAUACUUUAAUUAUUUUUCAUCUAUUAGUUAUAAAAAAAAUGUUCAAACUCAUUCCUUUAUACUUUCCCUAAGAAGCAGCAGGGAAUUUUAAGAGGCGGAGUUUACUUGUGUAACCAAAAAAACAUGUUCUCCUUGGGAUAAUCAGGGUUGUUUAUGAACUAUAUUAUUCCGUUUUCUGACGGCGAAAGGUUCAAACACAACUUCAGAGGAGCAGUGAGAGUCGUUCCUUCUGCUUUCCAGGCCUAUCCCGCCCCCAGUACUUUUACAAAACACCACAUUUUGACCUAAAAGUAAAACAGUAAACUGCUAGUGUGAAAAAUUAAGAAAAAAGUAAAAAAAAAA